AUGGCAGCAAGAGCUCGCUCGAGCCCGGGCGGCGCCGACUAUCUGAUACGGCAGGUGUACCUACACAUAGCUGGAAACAUGCCAUGGGUAGAGGAGCAUCCAGAAUUCGAUGGAUCUGUCAUCUAUGAAAAAGCUGGUAGAAUGCCACAUGGCAGGCUAGGGAUUGCUAAUGAGGCAUUUGACAAAGUAGAGAAGUCCACUAUUAAGUCAACAAGGAUCAAAGUAUCACAGCCGGAACAAUCUGGUAGUGAAAAUGAACGUCUACGGAGGGAAAAUCGCAAUCUACAACGGGAGAAUGAACAACUGCGAGGCGUGACACAUGUUGUGCGGGCUUUGACAAAUCAAGGAGGUCUAGACUUUGAUGCUCUGAUGCGGGAAGGUGCACAUCAUGCGUCGGACACAUAUGAUUCUGAAUGGGAAUACUACAGUGGCAACGAUGGUCAAUAUGGAUCUGAACAUGGCACUGGAAGCGACAUUGACGGUGGUUACAAUCAUCUUGACAAUGAAGACGAUUGGGCAGAUUUUAAUUAGAGUUUUCAUUUCCUGAAGUCAUCAGAGAUGAAGCAAUGUUUCAAUGCCGCAGUCUAGAGAAAGAUUGAUGUUUCUAGCUAGUCUACAUUACCUAUCCCAAUUUGUUUAGGACAAAUUACUUCUGUUUACUUCUACUUUUGCAUUUCCAGAUUAUAUAGAUGGAUGAUCAAGAAAAUUAUUGUUCUUAUUCCA
Lolium rigidum is the source of this 723-nucleotide messenger RNA. RefSeq lists its product as uncharacterized. Gene Ontology annotation, biological process: transposition. The transcript has 5 exons. Bases 1 to 531 code for a protein of 176 amino acids. The record is from RefSeq and is a predicted model, not a curated record. NCBI's taxonomy places the organism in Eukaryota, Viridiplantae, Streptophyta, Magnoliopsida, Poales, Poaceae.